Peromyscus eremicus (cactus mouse) is the source of this 2240-nucleotide messenger RNA. Its product is annotated as aldehyde dehydrogenase, cytosolic 1. The record is from RefSeq and is a predicted model, not a curated record. Bases 67 to 1572 code for a protein of 501 amino acids. Gene Ontology annotation, molecular function: benzaldehyde dehydrogenase (NAD+) activity. The transcript is spliced from 13 exons. NCBI's taxonomy places the organism in Eukaryota, Metazoa, Chordata, Mammalia, Rodentia, Cricetidae.
GAUCAAGUGCUCUAUCAGAACCAAAUUGCUGAGCCUGUCACCUGUGUUCCAGGAGCCAAACCAGCAAUGUCUUCCCCUGCACAACCUCAAGUCCCUGCCCCGCUGGCCAACUUGAAGAUCCAAUAUACCAAGAUCUUCAUAAACAAUGAAUGGCAUGACUCAGUGAGUGGCAAGAAAUUUCCUGUCCUUAACCCGGCGACGGAGGAGGUCAUCUGCCAUGUGGAAGAAGGGGACAAGGCAGAUGUUGACAAGGCAGUCACGGCUGCAAGACAGGCUUUCCAGAUUGGCUCCCCAUGGCGCACCAUGGAUGCUUCAGAGAGGGGGCGACUGCUGAACAAGCUGGCUGACUUAAUAGAAAGAGAUCGCCUGCUGCUGGCUACAAUGGAGUCAAUGAAUGCUGGGAAAGUCUUUCCCCACGCAUACAUGAUGGAUUUAGACAUCAGCAUAAAGUCAUUAAAGUACUGUGCAGGCUGGGCUGACAAGAUCCAUGGCCAAACAAUACCAAGUGAUGGAGAUAUUUUCACUUAUACAAGACGUGAACCUAUUGGGGUGUGUGGCCAAAUCAUACCUUGGAAUGGUCCGUUGCUUGUGUUCACUUUGAAGAUCGGCCCUGCCCUUUGCUGUGGGAACACUGUGAUUGUCAAGCCAGCAGAGCAAACUCCUCUCACUGCUCUUCACAUGGCGUCUUUAAUAAAAGAGGCAGGAUUUCCUCCUGGCGUGGUGAAUAUUGUCCCUGGUUAUGGGCCAACCGCAGGGGCAGCCAUCUCCUCACACAUGGACAUUGACAAAGUAUCCUUCACGGGAUCAACAGAGGUUGGCAAAUUAAUCAAAGAAGCUGCAGGGAAAAGCAAUCUGAAGAGAGUCACCCUGGAGCUUGGGGGAAAGAGUCCUUGCAUAGUGUUUGCGGAUGCUGACUUGGACAGUGCUGUUGAGUUUGCACACCAAGGAGUGUUCUUCCACCAGGGUCAGAUUUGUGUAGCAGCAUCCAGGCUUUUCGUUGAGGAGUCCAUUUAUGAUGAGUUUGUGAAAAGGAGUGUUGAGCGGGCUAAGAAAUACGUUCUUGGAAAUCCUCUGAACUCAGGAAUAAAUCAAGGUCCUCAGAUUGACAGGGAACAACAUGAUAAAAUACUUGGUCUCAUUGAGAGUGGGAAGAAAGAAGGAGCCAAACUGGAGUGUGGUGGUGGACGCUGGGGGAACAAAGGCUUCUUCGUUCAGCCCACAGUCUUCUCCAAUGUUACUGAUGAGAUGCGCAUUGCCAAAGAGGAGAUAUUUGGACCAGUGCAACAAAUCAUGAAGUUUAAAUCUAUAGAUGAUGUGAUCAAGAGAGCAAACAAUACUACCUAUGGCCUAGCAGCAGGAGUCUUCACGAAAGACCUGGAUAAGGCCAUAACUGUGUCUUCUGCUCUGCAGGCUGGGGUAGUGUGGGUGAACUGCUAUUUGGCUAUGGCCAUCCAGUGCCCCUUUGGUGGAUUCAAGAUGUCUGGAAAUGGGAGAGAACUGGGUGAGCAAGGUAUUUAUGAAUACACUGAGCUCAAGACAGUUGCAAUAAAAAUCUCUCAGAAGAACUCAUAAAGAAAACAGCAGAGUGAAGAGAACCCCUUCAGCAAUGACUACACAUCUCCUGUAGUCACCAGUAUAGUGGUGUUUUUUUUAACUCUUUUAUUGAUUUUUUUUUUUUUUUUUGUUUUAUGAGACAGGGUUUCUCUGUGUAGUUUUGGUUCUUACCGUGGGUGUCGAUCUGUAGACCAGGCUGGCCUCAAACUCACAAAGAUCUGCCUGGCUCUGCCUCCCGAGUGCUGGGAUUAAAGGCAUGCGCCACCACCACCAGGCCUUCUAUUAAUGUCUUAAACAUAAGCGAUUCAUCAGUACUAAUGUCACACAUAGAAAAUCUGUAGCUUAAUCUGAAAGAAACAUUAGCCUCCUAAUAUGUGACCCCAAUUCAUAUCCUAGAUUGAAAGGGUAGAUUUAGGUACAAGCUCUCUGUGACUGUCUUGAUCACGUGCUUUCCAUUGUAGCUACUUGUUUAGAAUAUUUACUUGGUAAAGAGGACCAAUCAUGAUUUAGUCUCUGUCCCUCAGUGACCCCUUGCAUUACUCAAUGUAAUGACUGCAGAGUAAGUUGCUCUGUGGUUAUCCCUUCUGAGUGUUGUGAUAUAUUUCCUAGAAUGUCAUGCCUACUUGUCAAAUGAAAUGCCUAAUGGAAAUUAGAAAGUAAAGCUUAAGAAAGGCACUCUCACAUGA